AUGCCAUUUACAAUGAGAAAGGCCCAAUUAGCAGACCUUGAUGAGGUUCUGUCCAUACUGCACACCCGGGUAGCCUGGCUCCGCAGCCAAGGAAACGAGCAAUGGACAACGAGUGGCAGCUUUCGCCGCAGGAUGACCAACUUCGUUACAAACGGCCGUACGUGGGUUCUGAGGGACGAAACUCGAAACGAGAUUGUCGCUACGAUCACUGUCGAAACCGAAGGCGAUGCCCGGUACUGGACUGAAACGGACAAGCAAACGCCGGCGUUAUACAUCUCGAAGAUGGCGACCGCUGUUCAUCGCCGCGACGAACGACUUGGGGAAGUGCUAAUAACCUGGUCGCGGGACCUUGCUGCACAGAUGGGGCUUGAGGUUGUUCGGUGGGACGCGUGGAGGACGAAUGUCCGGCUUCAUGACUGGUAUCGUGCGACAGGAGCUAAGUACGUUAGAAUGGCCGGGAUUAAGAAUCCAGGCGAGGAUCUCUGGAUAGAGUUGGAGGCUUCUGGAAGUCAGAUUGGGGAUGUCAUGAAGAUCAGUCCGUCCGGUGCGUUGUUCGAGAUCCAGGCAGGUCGCGCUGUCGACCUGCAAGUGACCACAUUCCUUAACUAG
Molecule: messenger RNA, 609 nt
Organism: Aspergillus calidoustus
Lineage: Eukaryota; Fungi; Ascomycota; Eurotiomycetes; Eurotiales; Aspergillaceae
Source: the annotation of a GenBank genome assembly